CCAGUUUACUGAUACAUUAUAUUUUUGGCGCACCUCUUCUUGUUGCACCAACUCGUCUAAAGAAUGCAGUCCAUCAGAGAUAUGAAGUCCAACUUUAUUGCUCCACCCUCCUCCUCUAUUCCCGGUGGCCCCGAUGCCUAUCACCAAGGCAACAUCAGGAUGACUCUGGAGGACCCAGAACUCUGGAAGUCUUUCCAUGAAAUUGGAACAGAGAUGAUUAUCACUAAACCGGGCAGGAGAAUGUUUCCACACUGUAAAAUCAACCUUUCUGGGCUGAUGCCUUGUUCCAAGUACAUCUUGCUGGUUGACAUGGUUCCUGUGGAUGGUUUCAGGUAUAAGUGGAAUAAAGAGAAAUGGGAAGUGGCUGGGAAAGCAGAGCCACAGCCCCCUUGCCGGACGUACCUGCACCCUGACUCUCCAGCUCCUGGGAGCCACUGGAUGAAACAGACCGUGUCCUUCCUCAAGCUCAAGCUUACCAACAACACCCUAGACCAACAUGGCCAUAUCAUUUUGCACUCCAUGCAUCGCUACCACCCGCGCUUCCACAUUGUCCAGGCAGACGACAUGUACAGUGUACGCUGGAGUGUAUUCCAGACCUUUACCUUCCCUGAGACCUCCUUCACCUCCGUCACUGCUUACCAGAAUACUAAGAUAACCAAGCUGAAAAUCGACCACAACCCAUUUGCGAAAGGCUUUAGAGACGAAGGAACUAAUACAAAAAGGCGCGCUAACAGAAACCCAGCCUGCCCAGAGAAUAAAGCAAAGAAAAUUGAUUGUCUAAGCAGAGAAUCAGAUGAGGACAGACCUCCUGACUUCCCCAGGUCAUCAUUUGAAGGAUAUGAUGGAGAGCAAGCAGAACUCCCCAAAACCAAAGAGGAGGAAGUGGUGAAAGAGGAACGCUACUCCCCCUGGGGGCCUGAGAGGGAGCAUGGCCACCACGUCCGGACAGAUUCACCCCCUGGACCUGACACCAGAGAAAUGUACAAUGCAGAGCAGCUAGUACCAGCCCCAGCUUCAUACCAGCCGUACAGGUUCCAUGAAUACGGGAAGUCUCCAUCUCCCUCCUCCAGCGUAGGCAGCAGCAACGGGGGUUCUGGACGCGCCAGCUUUGAGUCCAGAGUCUCUGAUGUAGCCACAGUCCCAGAGCAUGAGGCCUCCAAGCCCUCUACCCAUGAGAUCGGACCAUCUCCCUGUGGCACCCAGCCCUCUGCAGGACAUCACCAGGACUACACAGGGGUGCUCAACAUGGCCCAGGCAGGCAAGCCAGGGGUCCUCAGCCACCACAUUUACACCCCUUACAGCACCGAGCAGACCCUGGGCCAGUGGAGCGGCCCCAGCCCCGUCCAGUACCCUCCCCCUCACCACCUGCCCUCUGACUACAGUACCCCGGCUGUGCACCACGGAUAUCACCAUGGCAAUGUGGCUGAGUGGAGCCAGUACCCACUCUUCUCUUACUCGUGCUGGUGAAAGCAUUUCCUCAGUUUCUCCCAAAAGAGAAGGACUGCAGUCUCACAAGUGACUCAGCGAGACCUCAUAAAUGCUACUAUGCCGUCAUACCUGUGUUUCUU
Molecule: messenger RNA, 1568 nt
Organism: Oncorhynchus masou masou (cherry salmon)
Lineage: Eukaryota; Metazoa; Chordata; Actinopteri; Salmoniformes; Salmonidae
Gene: tbx16
Product: T-box transcription factor 16
Exons: 9
Coding region: 64-1467 (467 amino acids)
Biological process (GO): heart morphogenesis; regulation of transcription by RNA polymerase II; positive regulation of DNA-templated transcription
Cellular component (GO): nucleus
Molecular function (GO): RNA polymerase II cis-regulatory region sequence-specific DNA binding; DNA-binding transcription factor activity, RNA polymerase II-specific
Source: RefSeq, a predicted model, not a curated record